AUGGGGACACCUAAACUACCCAAAGCUCCAGUCGUCCCAAGAGGUAUCAGCCAGGUUGGACUCGGCACUGCGAGAAACUUCUCCACCGGCCGACCUAUCUUCCAGAACUUGGUUCAGAAUGUUCCCAUCGCAAGCCGAGCUGCGUACGAAGUUGAUUGGGACAUCGGAGAGAAGAUGAAGGAGGAGAGGAAAUUGGCCAUGGGCAAGGAGCAGAAGAAGGCCCGCAAGACCAAGGUUGCGAAGGCUGAGAAGGUUCACUUCCACGACGCCGCCGCCUCCGUUGCUUCCUCUGCUCAAGAGCAGACCGAGGAGGAGCUCAACCGCUACUUCCCUGCUGCACCCAUUGCCGCCGUCUCUACCCAGCUCCUUAUUCCUCUCGCUCCCACUCCUACUUCCCGCCUCCCUCUUUCGGCCAACCCUCCAAGCAUGUCUACCAAGCAUCCGCUCUUACCCCUUAAUGUCCUCGGGGACCUUCACGCGAAUCAUAACAUGCACUCGCUCCGUGUAUCAACUCUCUUCGGACGACUUGAUGUUGCGAAC
Molecule: messenger RNA, 540 nt
Organism: Stereum hirsutum FP-91666 SS1
Lineage: Eukaryota; Fungi; Basidiomycota; Agaricomycetes; Russulales; Stereaceae
Exons: 1
Source: RefSeq, a predicted model, not a curated record